CUCCACACACUGAGUGACAGAAUGAUGAAGACCCAUGCAAAGCAACUUCAAAGGCUUCCUUCAGCAGCUUGCCACCACACUGUCAUGCUCCACGACUGACUACAUCCGUGCAUCUGACAAGAUUGCUGUAAUUACAGAAGAGUCAGUGUUUCGAGAGACAGUGCGCCUGGAUUAGACAACAGUUUGGGCUUGGGACAAAAUCUUGGGAGGAGAUCUGUGGCGAGUCAGGUGCUGCUGCUCACACAGAGUCCAGAUUCAGACUACAGAGAGCAGCGCAGAGGAGGUCACAACGGGCGGUGACACCUCUGAAUGUGGACCGACCUGGUCUCCAACGGACAGAAGUGGACUGAACGAGACUACCUCGUACGCUCCCCCGUCAGCUUCUUCAGAUUCAUCCCACCAAAGUUUAGAUGAAGGCAGUACGAGCUCCAGCCGUGGCCCAACACUACCCCGAGUGACCGCAGCUCCUCCUUGCGCAGCCGUGGAGGAACACCCAGAUUCAGAAGGACUCCGGGGUCCGCUGGGGCCUCUCACACACAUCCUGUACAGACUCCACUGACUGAUCGCACCGCAACAAGUUGCUCCUCUGCGACCACAACCUCUGUUGCCUCUGUGAUUGUAGCAGUGGUUGAAGGGCGUGGUUUGGCCAGGGGAGAGAUUGGUAUGGCCAGUCUCAAUUUGAAAUGUCCAGAGCUUGUACUCUCUCAGUUUGCAGACACUGGGACGUAUGCCAAGGUAACCCAUUCACUUUAUUGGCUAGCAAUAAUCACUCAGCACUCGGAAAAGACUCUGAAAUACAGCAAACUCAUGUCACAGUCAUAUAUUACUCUUCUGAAGGUCGUAACCAAGAUUCACAUCUUGCUGCCACUGGAAAUACUGAUGCCAGACACAGCUAGUGAGAAGGGGAAAGGCACCAAGCUGUUCAACCUCAUCACUGAAAACUUCCCGGGUGUAUCUUUCACUGCAAUCCAAAGGAAGUAUUUUAAUGAGAGAAAAGGACUGGAGUACAUUCAGCAGCUGUGUGCUCCAGAAUUUGGCACCGUCCUCAUGGAAGUGCAAGCAAAAUAUUAUUGCCUAGCAGCUGCAGCUGCUUUGCUGAAAUACUUAGAGUUCAUCCAGAACUCGGUCUACGCUGCCAAGUCUCUUAAAGUGAGCUUUACAGGGAGUGAACAGACAGCCAUGAUUGACUCAGCAUCUGCCACUAACUUGGAGUUGGUGGUAAAUAGUAGAGACCACAGAAGUGAACAUACUCUUUUAGGUGUACUUAACCACACAAAAACACCUGGUGGCGCUAGAAGACUGCGCUCCAAUAUUUUGGAGCCCCUGGUUGAUGUGGACACCAUCAACAUACGAAUGGACACCAUACAAGAGCUGCUACGGGACGAGGAGCUCUUCUUUGGCCUGAAGAAUGCCAUUGGCCAUUUCCUUGACAUUGACCAGCUGCUCUCUGUUCUUGUCCAAAUCCCAAAGCAGGAAACAGUUCAGGUUGCUGAAGCAAAGAUUACACAUGUCAUUCAGCUGAAACACACUUUGGAUCUGGUGCCAAGGUUAAGGAUGGUGUUGAAGAACUGCAACACAGCCCUACUUAAAGCAUACAGCACUUCACUGGAAGACACCAGGUUUGACUUGAUCCUAGAGCAGAUCAAGACAGUGAUUAAUGAUGACUCUACAUACCUGAAGGGGAGUCUGAACAUGCGGACCCAGAAGUGUUAUGCCGUGCGCCCUAAUGUCAACGAGUUCCUCGACAUUGCCCGGAGAGCUUACACCGAAAUAGUGGAUGACAUUGCAGGGCUAGUGAACCAAAUGGGUGAGAAAUAUGGCUUGCCAAUGCGUACCAGCUUCAGCACAGCUCGAGGUUUCUUCAUCCAGAUGAAGCUUGAAGGAGCGGUUUUGCCUGAAGGGAAACUCCCCUCAGAGUUCAUCAAGGUUACCAAGCACAAGAACAACUAUGGCUUCACCACUGCAGACCUGAUGAAGAUGAAUGACCGCUGUGACGAGGCCCUGAGGGAGAUCUUUCACAUGUCCUAUGUGGUGAUAUGUCAGCUGCUGAGCACUGUCCAUGAGCACAUCCACUGCCUUUACAAGCUCUCUGAUGCCGUAUCCAUGCUGGACAUGUUGCUAUCACUUGCAAAUGCAUGCACUAUCUCAGACUAUGUGCGUCCAGAGUUCACAGACACACUGGCAAUCAAGCAGGGUCGUCACCCCAUUCUGGAGCGAAUAGCUGGACAGCAGCCUGUAUCGAACAAUAGCUACAUCUCCGAGGGCAGCAACUUUGUCAUCAUAACUGGACCCAACAUGAGUGGCAAAUCCACCUACCUGAAACAGGUGGCGCUGUGUCAGGUCAUGGCUCAGAUAGGCUCUUUUGUCCCUGCCGAGUACGCCUCUUUUCGUGUUGCUGAUCAGAUUUUCACCAGAAUUGGUGUGGAUGAUGAUUUUGAAACUAACUGUUCUACGUUCAUGUUGGAAAUGAAGGAGAUCUCUUACAUAAUCCACAAUGUAAGUGACAGGUCCCUAAUCAUCAUAGACGAGUUGGGGCGCGGUACCAGUGCUGAGGAGGGCAUUGGCAUCUGUCACUCAGUUUGUGAGUUCCUCCUUAGCCUCAAGGCGUUCACCCUGUUUGCCACACACUUUCUUGAGCUGUGCCAACUGGAAUCUCUUUAUCCUAAUGUGGAGAACCAGCACAUGGAGGUUCAGCACACACGCAGUGGUGACACUGGUACUGAGAGUGUGGUGUAUACAUACUUGCUGAAUCGAGGAUGCUCUGAGGAAAGACACUAUGGUCUGAGAGUAGCAGAAAUGACUGCCCUUCCUUCAAGAUUAAUCCAAGAGGCAACGAUAAUUGCCUCCAGUGUUAGCCAGCAGCUCUUGACCAAACAUCACAGUGAUCUGGAAACACAGAGGCAGAGAGCUGUGUACCACCUGGCCACCCGCCUCCUGCAGGCUGCCAGGAACUCCAGACUGGACCCUGACAGCCUGCGUAUGUAUCUGAAAGGCCUGAGGAAGCAGUAUGAGGCAGAGCUGCAGGCAGCAGGGCAGCCAGCGUCCAUGGACACAGAGGAGGAGUGACUGACUCAGCCUUACAGUGGGGAGGGGCAGUGAAACACUUAGAAAAAUUAAAGAUAAGUGUCUGAUGACCAUUACUGGGCAAAUUCUGUUUAAACAUUGGCUUGAUUUGAAAUACAUUUCUUUGAAACACA
Messenger RNA from Seriola aureovittata, 3197 nucleotides. It is a transcript of the gene msh4, whose product is annotated as mutS homolog 4. The record is from RefSeq and is a predicted model, not a curated record. The transcript is spliced from 20 exons. Lineage: Eukaryota; Metazoa; Chordata; Actinopteri; Carangiformes; Carangidae. Gene Ontology annotation, molecular function: ATP-dependent DNA damage sensor activity; ATP binding; mismatched DNA binding. The coding region runs from base 664 to 3066 and encodes 800 amino acids. Gene Ontology annotation, cellular component: nucleus. Gene Ontology annotation, biological process: reciprocal meiotic recombination; mismatch repair.